Molecule: messenger RNA, 3810 nt
Organism: Peronospora belbahrii
Lineage: Eukaryota; Oomycota; Peronosporomycetes; Peronosporales; Peronosporaceae
Source: the annotation of a GenBank genome assembly
AUGAGCGACGAUGAAGCUCUUCCCGAGUCGGAUGGCGACGUCGUGAUGGCUCUCCCCACGUCUACAGACCCCACUUCUCCUCACUCUCAAUCUUCAGUACAUUCCACUUGUAUCUUGUCCAAUUUCGCCGCUGGAGAUCUUCCAACUCUUCCUCCCAACAUCGCUACAAUCGAUUCAACGGAAGCUCUGGACUCACUCUUGACCCCGUUUUUACCGCUUCUUACGCGUCUCCAAGUCUCACGACGUGUCUCUGCUACGCCUCAUACAAUUUUGAAACCAACGGCACUGGACGUCACGCUGCUUCGUGUCGAAAAGGCGUCUAAAUGGCGUCAAUACGCUCAAGUUUUCGUCGAUUUGACACCGUCCAAGCUUCAAUCGGCUUUAACUUGUGACUCAGAACCUGCAUUUCGUCGAUUUGAAAGCGGAUCAGUAUAUGAACGAGUAUUGAUUGUCUUGUGUGAGUGGUUACUUGCAGCUCCUGGAAGUUUGGAGUCCAGUGAGCUCUUUUCAAACGAGAUUUACCAGGAAGAAGUGGCGACCAUCUUAGUUCAAACACUAGCAAGUCACAACCUUCAGACACUGCAAAUGACUUCUGUCGGUCCAUUGAGCGUUCAUUUAGUGGUACGCAAGGCUCUGGCGGUAUCUUUGGGCCCCGUACUACUUUCGAGAUUAGCAGUCAAUGAUCCUUCGAGGGUUGAGCAAAUUAUGGAUGCUAUGGUAGCGAUCGUAGUAGAGGUAUCUGCAGAAAGCAAGAACAUGGUACAGCAAGAGCAGGAUGCGCUGAAUACAAUGACGUCGAUACUGGAGAACGCGCGACAAGCUUGUAUAGAACUGGCCAAGCUGACGCCGCUCUAUGCGGCUAGACUAAGAGAUAAACUUAGUCAGCAGACCAUAUCGCUGCAUUGCGCAGCCAUGACGUUUGAGCUGUUGACAAUAUGUACGAAUCGAGAGGACAUGAUUUUGUUCAUGUAUCAGUGGUUGAAGAGACACGGUGCGCCGGGGUCGGCCUUGCGGACGUAUGUGCAACUGGCAAGUCGGGAGGGGACAAGCAAGUUUCAACAUGAUGCAGUCGCCAAUUUGACAAAAAUGUGCGGUAUGCUGCUGGAUACGCUAGACAUUCCAGAUGUAUCACCCUUCGAAUUGACAGCAGCUUUGGGUGUAUGUAUCGGGCUUCAAGUGCUCGGCAGCUUUCCAUUGAACGAAUCGAAGCGGAUUCGAAUUUUAGAAAGCCUCGACAAGCUUGCAACGUCGUCGUCUUCGUCACGCGCGAUAAGCCUUGCUUUUAUGGUGGUAGUGCUGCUGUGGUAUCCUCUUGCUCCAGCAUUGAGUAAGGCACCGGGUCAGCGCGACGAGCACACUAAGAAAGCUGUAGCUAUGUCUCAGCAAGUGCUAGUCUCACUAUUUCAUGCUCGAAAAACUGACACUGGACCGCUUUUCGUGGUAUCAGCGGUACUGUUCUAUACAAAAGUACCUGCCCUUGUGCCUUUCCUCGCGUCUGUGAUUGGAUUUGACAGAGACAUGUGCACCACUUUUGCCUCGGCAUCUGUAGCAGGAUGUGGCAUUCAGGUUCAGCAAGCAGUGCGAGCGGAGUAUCUCCAUGUGUUUGGUGAUGUAGUGCUCAAGCCGGUUUUAACUGAGAGCUUGCUAGCCCGUGAGGUGCUGACAUUCCCACCAGUAGUCCGCGUCUCUGCGCUAGAUGCGGUGUCGUCAGGCCAUGGAAACGACCUCACGCUUCGUGCAUUUCACGGACUGCUAUGCGAGAAGUCUUUUUUACGGCAUCAUCACGGACAUCGGCUUGAAAAUUGGCUGGCUAAUCAGAUUGGCGAGCAGGCAGCUUUGCCCGUUCACCCCCUUCUCGUCAGUCUGUUGCUUGAAUGGGUCGAUAAUUAUGUUAUGGCAUUCGAGUACCCUAUCGUCCAAGCUCCUCGUCGGCUUCAGCUUUCGAUCAUUCCUCUGCAAAGUUCCACUUUGGCAAAAUGGCUUGCGUCACCGCUCCUAACUCGCGCCUUUGAAUGCAGUUGUGGCGUGGAAGAGCAUGAAUUAGAGUGGGCACGCGGAGUAUUGGGGCUCACGUACGCGCUACAGUUCAACCAGCGACUACGUUACGCUACAAUGGUCGCUGGUAGUAAGCUAAGCAGUCUGAUUUCGACUUCGUCGGUGGUAUCCGGCUCGUCAACUCUAGCUUCAUUGGGACCUGGAGCUGAUUUAUGCCUUAGUUAUGACCUGAGCGCGUUCCCGUUGCGUAACAUUGCAACCCAGGCCCUUGCGCACGGAGAUAAGGGUGGUGUCUUUGAGUACGUUGCUCCUACGCUGAUGAAGCUCAUGGUUGAGGAACAUCCGCAGUUGUUUGGCGCUGGUACGGCAUUAGAGCUGCCGUGUUCAACGUUGCCUUUAUUGCCCUUCGCGGCUAGUCCUCACGAUCUUGCGGAGCAAGAUCUUAGGAAUAGCUGGUUCCGUCAUCGUCGAGAAAUUGGCCAAGUCCUGGGCAUCCGCGUUGCUCAGGAUCGUGUGUCAUGGACAUCAGUCCACAUGCUUAUGAUUGAGCUGCAGUCGGCGCCAAUUGACGUGGUGAUGAACGAGCUGCUCAUGCUAGUAGACGGUUUCUUACCGUACGUAGUUGUGUCGUCGCAAGCGUCACCGGCUUCAUGUCGACAAGUAGCGGCAUUCUGCUCACAACUUGCAGCACUUUACGAGACACGUGCUCGUCGUGAACAAGGGUCGUGUAUGCAUUUAGUGAUGCGAUUGGUACAUUCGCUGUGCUUUCCAGAUGCGCUUUGGCGUCAUCAACAGGUACAAACGCACGAAGGAGAGGUAUUCCAGCUGCUGACUUACAAGCAGGUACUAGAGGAGCCGUUCCGCCUUGUGGAAGAUGCCCACGAUAGUGUCUUCUGUCAACCAGCUUUGUUGCGAAUUCUCCUUGGGCUUGUUCGCGACGUACGAGCCGCAGCUAAUGCUUACGUGGUCAAGUGCGACCCAAGCUUAGUGCCAGUCGAAGGAAUAAUGUCUGGUACCACAUCUACCACAGCCAGCGUACAGCAGCAUCAGCUCCUGCAGGACUGCAUAUUGGUCCAUUGUCUUCUAAAGCGACUUUUUGUUUUGAGCUCGGAGUCGACCGACGACGAAGUAGCUGAAGAAAGCCGAACGUUGUUAUGCACACUCGUGAAUGAGCUGCUGGUUGCAGAUAGUAAAACAUCGUCUCCCCCGCAAUUGCUACUGGCUAUUCACACACAGGGCUAUGACGCUUCGUUGGUUUCGACAUUGGUCGCCAAUGUACCAGCUAUGAAGUUGUUGUGGGAUUAUUGGAUGGCAGCAACUUCUCCCUCUUCUGGUUCUUCGUCGCGCUCGUCUACUCCAGCAACAAAGCCACUGAUGGAAUUCGUGUCAGACGGAGCUGAAAAGAAUUUGGCAAAAUGGCGUUUUCGGUUGCGUGUAGUACUCUCAUUGUGUGCUGCGCAUCUUUCGGGCAGUCGACAGAGUGUUGCGAUGCAACAGGCCCUUCGUGUGGUGUGGAAUAAGCUGCGCAAUGGCGUUGGCAACUCUGGCCAGAGCUAUGCCGAAUAUGUGAAUUUUUUGAGCGAAGUGUUGCCUUGGAUUGUGGAAGCAUGCUCACAGAGUGCCGAUCUUAGCGCUGAGCUCGUUCAUUUCCUGCUCAAAUUGCAGCGACAGCAACAAAGUGGAUCGGGUAGCAGCAAGGGAAGAGAUAGCGGUCGGAGGGCAGCAGCGGAGGUGACAGGAAAGCCUCAAGAGCAUCGUCAAAUGCUAGCGCAAGUUUUGAACGACACAUACGCCUCCUUGGUUCAACAGAUUUAA